Molecule: messenger RNA, 547 nt
Organism: Camellia sinensis
Lineage: Eukaryota; Viridiplantae; Streptophyta; Magnoliopsida; Ericales; Theaceae
Source: RefSeq, a predicted model, not a curated record
GAAAAACUAGAAUAAUUCUUUAUGUUGGGGAUAGAGUACUAACAUCAGAGGGGAGGAGAGUUGAGCAAGGGACAAAAAUGGCGACCGACUCUGCAAGAAGGCUAUUUCAGAGGUCAACAUCGUCCGCUAAAGCCUUCCUGUGUCGCAAAAGUCGAACCCAAUUGCCAUCUAACCUCGGUGGACUCGCACCCUUCUCAAAUUCUGCUCCUCCCUCACGCGUCUCUCGCCGCCACCGUUCCUUCUUCUCCACCAGUAGGUUGCCAGUGGAGUUGGGUUGUGGAGAGUCAUUGAUGCCGCCUCACUCUGCUACUGCUUCGUCCUUGCUCAAUUAUGUGUUGUCUUCAAAGGUUGGCCAAUGGGGUUGUCUCUGUGAAGGCAUGUAGACCAGUGAAGACUACAACUUUAAUGCUAAGACAUGAUUUUUGAAUAUAUGUUAGUUUGUGGUUAAUAUUAAGACAUGAUUUUUUGAUAUAUGUUAGUUUGUGGUUAAUGUUAAAACAUGAUUUUUGGAUUUUGGAUAUGUUAAUUUUAUGGGUAAUGGUGAUUG